GUGUAAGGCACUUCCUCAAAAAUACAGUAAACACAUCUACGGAUUAUAUUCGGCUGCGACAUAUUGUGCACGGUGGCUUGUUUGAGUUUUGGAAAUUACGAGGCUUUCAGUUAAUACCACACGGUUUGCCCAUUAGAGCAGGUCGACAGGAGAGACACAAAGGAAGGAAUUGCAGGAAAAGCGUAGCGUGCCGCACGGUUGUUUGGUUGAGAGCGCUCAAAGUGAGCUCAGUGAAUGCCCAGGCUUCAUGUCGUUGAGUUGAGCACGCUUCUCUUCUGGUGACAAUACUGCAAACAGCGUUUGUCUUGAAGAAACCAUUCAUAUAUAGACAUGGUGAAGCAGACCAAGGCCAAAACUUUCCAGGCCUAUCUGGACUACUGUCACCGUCGCUACAGCUGCGUCCACUGCCGUGCACACCUGGCUAACCAUGAUGACCUCAUUUCAAAGUCAUUUCAAGGCAGUCAAGGACGUGCCUACCUGUUCAAUUCUGUGGUGAACGUGGGUUGUGGUCCAGCAGAGGAAAGGCUGCUGCUGACCGGUCUUCAUGCUGUGGCUGAUAUUUACUGUGAGAAUUGCCAUACCACACUGGGCUGGAAAUAUGAGCAGGCAUUUGAGUUAAGUCAGAAGUACAAGGAGGGGAAGUUUAUUAUCGAAUUAUCUCACAUGAUUAAGGAUAAUGGCUGGGACUGAAGCCUUUAGCCUUUGCUUUAACUUGCUGUCACCACUUGCAAUGGCAUGAGAUAUGCUUUCUUUUAUAUAUUUUGGGUUAUUUGAUUUGUGUACAGUGUGUGUUUUAUGUGUUUGGAAGUGUGUUGCUUGUGUGCAAGGCAGGUUUAGGAGAAACUGCUAAAAUUCGUAAUCAACCACUUAAAUUCAGUUUUAAAAAUGUCUUGAUUUUUGUUGGGAUUUUGACAUAAGCCCUCAAAUUCUCCCUAUUAAGUGCAAUUCAUAAGGUUUAAGCAAAGUGUGAUUAAAAUGCCAAGAUCCAAUGACUUUUAUUUAAUUAAUUUUUACUUUAAAGAACGAGGUCUUUAUGAACGAGGUAGUGUGAGUGAAAUUAUUUUACUAUAUGUGGUUUGUGUUUGUGAGUGUGUGUGUGUGUGGCUUAGAGAGGAUUAUGUGCAAUAUGUGUCUGUGAGAGUUUGCAUAAAGGAUGAUUCAUGCCUCCAAAUUCAUUCAUUUCGGUUGAAUUCAUCUUUUAAUUUACCAAGUCACUGAGGAAUCCCAACAAAUGAACAUCUGCUCAUAAGUGUGUUUGUGUGAGUGAGCUUCAGGCUUAUUGGCUGUAGAAUAGAGCUUGUCCACAGUUGACUGAUAUUCUUAAGACACUUCAGCUUAUAAAAUGUAAUUCAUCUUUGUUCAUCUUGUUUCAUGCAUUUUUGUCAAGGAGAAUGUUGUGAGUAUAAUCUAACAUUUGAGGAGCAUGUACAGAGACAUUGAUCUGAUCAUGCUAGAGCAGACAUGCCAUGUAAAUGCGUUUAUGAUUUUGUAGCAAACUAUUUCUUUGAAUGCUAAACCAUUAAUGUAUAUUAUAUUAACCUGAAUUCUUUACAUUAAAGUAUGGGGUAUAAAUGAAAA
Pimephales promelas (fathead minnow) is the source of this 1578-nucleotide messenger RNA. RefSeq names its product yippee-like 3 (gene ypel3). The record is from RefSeq and is a predicted model, not a curated record. Lineage: Eukaryota; Metazoa; Chordata; Actinopteri; Cypriniformes; Leuciscidae.